This is a messenger RNA of Drosophila grimshawi, 1177 nucleotides long. Its product is annotated as protein suppressor of variegation 3-7. The coding region runs from base 77 to 1057 and encodes 326 amino acids. The transcript has 3 exons. NCBI's taxonomy places the organism in Eukaryota, Metazoa, Arthropoda, Insecta, Diptera, Drosophilidae. The record is from RefSeq and is a predicted model, not a curated record. Gene Ontology annotation, molecular function: DNA binding.
UCGCCAAACGUCGUAUCGAUGCUAUUCGUGAAUAAAUAAAUGAAUAAAAACAACUCAAAAUAAAGGAACAAAUAAUAUGAGUUUCUCCGAAAAUACGUCAGAUUCCGACUGGAAAGAGGCGAAGUUAAAAGUGAAACUCAAUAGUAGUACUGGCUGUGGAAAGCAGAAAUACAGCCAAAAGUUUUGUGAGAAGUGGCUCAGUCUCUUUGAUCCAUGGCUCCGGCGAUCCGCCGAUGAUCCCAACAAGCCGUUCUGCCGAGCUUGUCAGUGUCGCCUGGAUUGCAAUCGUUGUCAUUUGGAGCGGCAUGAGCGCACAACGAAACACAAACGGAAUCUGGAAUCACUUAUUACCAAAGGCGAAGGUGCUGUGCGAGAGGAAUUGAGUGUACGUCAGGAGCGAAGUAAAUACUAUCAUCAGCGAAAGCGUGCCCUGAAAGCGUGCACGGUAAAGCCCGAACCUGCUGCCAUAGCUCUGGAGAACAUUUCCGAGGCGGUGGCAACUGCAGUUAGCCCUACCGAUGAUGUUAUCGAAGAAAGCUCACACAACUUUGAGGUAAUUGAAGGCACAGCGCAGGAACAGGUACAAAGUACACCCAUUGCAACAACGCAGGCGACACUCACGGCAGCUAACCACAUCAGAAGCCCGCCUAAGGCAAGCCAACCGGUAUCCAGUGGAGCAGUCAAUCGCAGCGCAAACAGUUCGUCCAAUAAAGAAGGUCUUAAGCUUCUUAUGCAAAUACAACAGGAUAAGAACGAACUAAUGGAGUCAUUUCGAGAGCUAAUUGGAGUUCAGUUACCGCACCCACCCCCAAGAGAGAAGAAUCAUGUGGACCUGUUCUUUGACAGCGUCAGCUCCAGUGUCAAAGCUCUUUCCCCAAAACUCGUCGCUGAGGCAAAGAUGCGCGUAUCGCAGCUGAUCUGCGAACUGGAGCUGCGCGCUCUAAAAGAGAAUAGUGCAAAUGGUGACAAUGCGGACAUUGAGAUGCCAAUGCCGACGUCACAGGGCAUCGGGCACCAUAACAUUUCACAUCAUACGCACUAUGGAACUCUGACAUGAAAUUGUUAGCCGGGCUCAAAAUGCAAAUACAUAUAUAUAUAUAAAAGAUUAUGACUAAAUUGUAAAGAAAUUGUAAAUACAUAUGUAUAUUAAAAUCAGUACGGAUUGUACGAACAAAAU